This is a messenger RNA of Anopheles nili, 2563 nucleotides long. RefSeq lists its product as uncharacterized. Gene Ontology annotation, biological process: regulation of synaptic transmission, cholinergic; sleep; positive regulation of voltage-gated potassium channel activity. The coding region runs from base 171 to 605 and encodes 144 amino acids. Lineage: Eukaryota; Metazoa; Arthropoda; Insecta; Diptera; Culicidae. The record is from RefSeq and is a predicted model, not a curated record. The transcript has 5 exons.
CCGGAACCAUUUGCACAGAUCGUUGUUACUUGUGCCAGUGUACGGUUGUAGUCCUCGGUUCGUCGUCCUACUUCCAAGGUUCACGGGAAGAAAUUACGCAAGGCAGGCAGGUGGCGCCAAAAGGCUCAGUUUCAGUCAGUUUCAGCUAGGAAAUCGAACCGAACACGACCAUGAUGUCUUCGCUGCAGUCCGUGCUUCUCGUUAGCUUACUGCUGGUGGUUGCAGUUUUCGUCAACAAGGGUGAUGCCAUCCGUUGCUUCGAAUGCAACAGCGCGGAGGACUCGACCUGCUCGCACAAUAACCCCCCGGACACGAUGUCGGUCGAUUGUAACGACCACAAGGACGGCAACAAGUACACCUUCUGCCGGAAGAUCGUCCAGAUCAUCGAGUUCCCGGUCAACAAUCUUCCCCCGGACAACCGAGUGAUCCGUGGAUGCGGCUGGGACGAGUCCUCGUACAUGGGCAAAUGCUACCAGCGCUCCGGAUUCGGAGGCCGCCAGGAGGUGUGCGCUUGCUAUGACGACAAUUGCAACGGUGCAUCCUCACUGUCCGUCACCUUCGGUGUCCUGCUGUUCGGUGCAAUCGCUUUCCUGAUUCGUGCUUAAUUUAAUCAACGGCUCCAUCCGGCCCACAUCCACCGAUGGUAGUGGAGGUUUCGAUUGUUUGUUCGCCUGAUUUGCCUCCCGGUGGUUUCGAAUUGCACCGGCGUUUUUGGGAAGAGGCCACCAUUUCCGUCACAACUGUGUCCGGUACCAAACAGUGAUGUGGACAGCGGUGUUUUUCCGUUGUCAUCGGAAAACCCUUCAUUUUUCUGCGUGUCCCAUCUGAAUUUCUAUCACAUUUCAACCUUGAAUAAGCUGCCACUUCCGGUGGAUUUCCAUGGGAAAGGAUGCGUUAGGCGGGAGAUGUGCUCAACGGCGUAUCGAUCUCGUACGUGGCACUUGGCAGAAUGAUUUCGUUUCGAGAUGCAGUGAUCGAGUCGCAACCAAGGACGGCUGGAUCUAAUACAAUUUUGAUACAACUUGAUGCUGGUUGGCAUUUUUCUAAAGGAGAUAAUUAAACUUUAUAUUAUGUUAAGAUAACUUGUUAGCAGCCACCGUGCUGAUUAGCAUAGGAACUGUGCAGAUGUGAGUGUUCAGCAGAGCAGAAGUAGAUUUAAAAUUGGUUGAAAUUCAGCAAGCUUAACGCCGGACAUAAACGUAUCCGUUUCUGUUUAAACGAAUCAGAUAAAACACAUCUCAAUACAACUAAAUAGACAUAAAACCGGCUCUCUUGACGCAUAAGAGGUCGGUGUAGAUAAAAAAAAAACAACACGAUUAAGUAACAAAACUCAACUAAGCUGCCAGAACCGCUUCGACACCACCAGUCACGGCUUGCGUGUAGAUUUCGGCUCUUCGGUCUUGGGUGGAUCGAAAGGAGGAAAAAGUUUUACUACCCUUUCAUACUGUUUCCCCAUAUCUCCUUUCUCCCCGUCCCUCCUGACCACUCUCAAGCUCAAGAGGUUGCUGUUUGGGGUGGCGGUACAGCGUCAUUUUAACUUAACAUACAAUCGCACGAAACGUGAUGGCGUCGCCAACACGCAUGAGUACUGCAGGACGAGUGGGGUAAAAGACGUUAAAUAAAAUAGAAGAGAAAACCUAAAUGAAAUCUCGAUAUCUAAUUUUUGUAGCGCGUAGUUGUUAUCUAGUUCUCUGAAGGUAAACACUCCAACACGGUACUGUUUCACGCAAAUAAGCGCAGAGCGGGGCCAGGCGAUGCUAAAAACACCGGCGAGUAGAGUGGAUUGCAGAAAAUUUAGUUGCAAAAGGUUCAAAAGCAAAGGUGAACACGAUUAAGUAUAGCUAUACACAUAAGCAGAUGAUUAUUCGUUUAUUUUGAAAAUGUAUUGCCGCGACAGGGUUGGUUUUGUUUCUAGUUUAACGCGUAUUUCCAGCAUGCGGGAUUUUCACUCGAGCGGCGAACAUUCGAUGAAAGCAAAUGCGUCGCAGCGUUUUCCGAGUGCUUCGGUAUAGAUUUUGCAAAAGUUAUAAGUCUACACAACAUAAUAAAAUUUAUCAAUUGAUUCUUCGGCAUUGGGUUACCAGUUACGAUGUAUUUUCUUUAUUUCGGUCCUUGUGAUGUUUUCUGUUUGAUUUACUUACCCAUCGAUAUUUUACUCAGAGAAUUCGUUCCAUACGUUUAACAGUUAUACCGAAGCGAAUAUCCCCUUACGAUUUAGGCGUGCCCCAUAUAAUAGAUUAGCUAUUUGAUAUAACACAAUCUAACAACCCGAUAGAGAGCGUAUAGCUUAAUACCCUUCGUUUGCCAUAUAUUUUUACCUACAAAUAAAUAAACGAAACUAAGCGACGAGUUCACCAAUGUUUCCAAAUACUGCCGGCUGGUAGCGACCAAAAGCACCAAACGUUUAAAAACGAAUUAAGCUCUAGCAUAACAGCCAACAUGCGUUGUAUUCAAAUGAGCGGGCGUUCGCAAUAGAUAUGAAUUGUGAUACCGAAUUUUGUUACUCGACAUCGCAAUGCCCCAGAAUCACAGAGACACAAUAAAAAUUGCAGCUACUCCCGAA